This is a messenger RNA of Hyla sarda, 2341 nucleotides long. RefSeq names its product ubiquitin like 3 (gene UBL3). The transcript has 5 exons. The coding region runs from base 547 to 900 and encodes 117 amino acids. The record is from RefSeq and is a predicted model, not a curated record. Gene Ontology annotation, molecular function: protein binding. Lineage: Eukaryota; Metazoa; Chordata; Amphibia; Anura; Hylidae.
GGCGGAUUUUAAUGCGGUGGGCGUGGCCAAAAGAUCCCCACAGCUAAGCCCCUCCCCGUUCUCCGCGGCCGCCAUGUUUAUGCCAGAGAGACGAUGACAGGAAGGAGAAGCUUAUGAUCGCUGCGCCGGCUGCGCGACUAAGACCGCACGGACUGAAGACGCAGCGGCGGGAUACGGAGCCGAGCUGAGGACGCGGUUUGUCGGUGCUCCGUCCUCUCCGGUGACAGAGGCUGCUCGGUGGUCGGGAGGGGGUGACGCAGUUUCCGGGGAUGAGGCAGUGAAGGGCUCCGGAGCGGCUGUGUCUGCCUAUAGCGCUCCCUCCUCCCUGUGCGGUAUUUAUAGGUCGGACAAGGAGUUAUUUGUCUUAUUAACCCCUCACCCCCCGAAGGGAAACUUUACCUCGCAGCAGGGGGAGGGCAGCUUGUACCCGUUCCUGCACCUACCCCCCAUGCCAAGGCUGCCCCCUGGAUAUUACACAAUCCCUGGGAAGUAUCACUCUCAUCAUCCGCAAGUUCCUCUGCCCUGAGCUCGUCAGCCAUCGCCAAGAUGUCAAACCCUGUGCCAGUGGAUAUGAUUAAUUUACGUCUUAUCUUGGUAAGCGGCAAGACAAAAGAAUUUCUCUUUUCACCAAACGAUUCAGCGGCGGACAUUGCUAAACAUGUGUAUGACAACUGGCCAAUGGAUUGGGAAGAGGAGCAGGUCAGCAGUCCGUGCAUUCUCCGACUCAUCUAUCAAGGACGGUUUCUCCACGGCAAUGUGACUUUAGGAGCAUUAAAACUUCCACUUGGCAAAACAACAGUGAUGCACUUGGUUGCCAGAGAGACGUUGCCAGAGCCAAAUUCUCAAGGUCAAAGAAACCGCGAGAAGACCGGAGAGAGCAAUUGCUGUGUAAUUCUGUAAAUGACGACGUGUCUGCAAAGUGUGAUGUAAUAUAGUCUUUGUCUAUCAUGCUGCUGGAAUAGAGGAGACCCAUUGCUUCAGAGAACCUUAGAUUAACACCCUGUCAUAAUCUCCACGGAAGUGAUAUAUUACAUGAACACUCUCAUAGAUUUCUCUUCAUUGCAAGAGACCGAGGACAUUCUCAUACUGAUUUUAAGUUUAUUUUUGUUUAUCUUGCAGAGUAACUUUGUAGUAUGUUAUAGUAUAUCCAUUUUUAAUGCAUUCAGUCUCCAGGGGCAAAAAAAACAAGUCAAUAUGUUCUCUUCUACAACAAUACUCAUUCUCGCUGCAGCAUACAAAUACAGAUCACUGAUUCCAGGCUGUCUAUAUGCAGAUUGCACUAACAUCUGGUCGCCGACCUAGACCUCAACAACAGAUAGCUGUAGCCAUACUUGAUACAACAAUCUACAAGACGAGUUCUACACUGGAAAUCAAGACGUGGAAUCCGACUGAAUUAAGAAGUAUUAGAGAAGUGACUCCUACCUAAUGUAGUUACUGCCCGCGGUGGCACAAGGUAGUAACGGGAGGAACGACCAUACGGUUUAUAUGCGAGGAACAAAGCUAAAUGUGCCUGUAAUCUGAAAGCACUCUGCAGAGGGCGCUGGAGAGUCAUUGUUAAUGUACUAUUGGUGCACUCUAAUCUCAAGCAUACCGUUGCAUGCAUGCUCAUACCAAGCAUACGAGAGGAGUGCCUUUCCUAGCCUUAAUAUGGGAGGGUUAAUUUUCCUGUAGUCCAUAAGCCUUUAUUAUCGUGCAGAGAUAUUAGCAGAUGUCAUUUAUUAAUCAACUUUGUGUUUUAAUAUCAAACGUUGAUGUUUUCAGUGAAGAAAAGACAAAAUACUCAUUCGUAACCUGCUGUCCGAUCUCACGCUUUUAACUGGUAAGAGACUCUCUCCGAAGACAACAGAUCUCAACCAUAGUACUAGAUUUAUUAUUUUUCCUUUCUUUAUGUAACUUGCAUUUAUACUAGUGCUUGCGAGCAUAUUAAGAAUCCAACGGAAAACCCAAGACGCCAUUUUGUCAUUUCACAUGGAUAAUUUAAGACAUGCUAUAAAGAAUUUGCACAGCACUAAAGCAUGAAGCUAUAUUUCAUUUAAAGAAAAAAAAAAAAAACCUGUAAAGAUAUAUAAACAUUUUUUUUAUAUUUUUCCACUAGGGAGAAAAUCUUCCUGGUCAAAAUUACAAAUAUGUGUAGGAUAUAUUUAAUUAAAAAAAAAUAUAUAAAAUGCAUUAUUAUAGAAUCUAACCAUAGAUUGGCAUAGUGUCAUAGAACAAUAUAACUAUACAUUGCUUUUGCCUUUGGAAAAACAUUAAAGUCACAGGUUGACCCUUCUCUAAUACAAUACUCAAGAACAAGAUGUUCCAUGUACAAUUAUGUCCCCCGCCCCCCCCCUCCCAACAG